Messenger RNA from Macadamia integrifolia, 1510 nucleotides. Its product is annotated as NAC domain-containing protein JA2L-like. Gene Ontology annotation, biological process: regulation of DNA-templated transcription. Bases 85 to 1077 code for a protein of 330 amino acids. The record is from RefSeq and is a predicted model, not a curated record. NCBI's taxonomy places the organism in Eukaryota, Viridiplantae, Streptophyta, Magnoliopsida, Proteales, Proteaceae. The transcript has 3 exons. Gene Ontology annotation, molecular function: DNA binding.
CUUCUGUAAAAAAAAAAAAAAAUUCGAAAACAUCUAGGUAUCUGUUUUGCUUCUCUCUCCAAGAAAGCCAAGGAACAGACGACGAUGGGAAUACCGGAGUCAGACCCUGUAUCGGAGCUAUCAUUGCCGCCUGGAUUUCGAUUUUACCCAACGGACGAGGAGCUCUUGGUUCAUUACUUGUGCCGGAAAGCUGCUGGCCAUGAUUUUUCUCUGCAACUUAUAGCCGAAGUCGAUCUUUACAAAUGUGACCCAUGGGUUCUUCCCAGUAAAGCUACCUUUGGUGAGAAAGAAUGGUAUUUUUUCAGUCCUAGAGAUCGGAAGUACCCCAAUGGUUCACGGCCAAACAGAGUUGCCGGGUCCGGUUAUUGGAAGGCCACUGGGACAGACAAAAUUAUUACAACGAACGGUCGGAAGGUUGGAAUCAAGAAAGCUUUGGUUUUUUAUAUUGGAAAGGCACCAAAGGGAACAAAGACCGAUUGGAUUAUGCAUGAAUAUCGGCUUUCAGAGCCUCCGAAGAAGAAUGGUAGCUCUCGGUUGGAUGAUUGGGUUCUGUGCCGGAUUUACAAGAAAAACUCGAGCACCCAGAAGUCAGUUUCAGGGGUGUGGACGACAGAACAGAGGGCUUCUUACUCAUCGUCGUUUACCCAAUGGGAGGACGUCCUUCAAUCACUCCCUGAAAUCGAUGAUCACUUAUUUGAUAUCCCUAGGAUGAACUCUCUUAAAAGCCUCAUCCAAAAUAAAAAAUCUUGUAAUGUGAAACUCGAAGGGAACAAAUCGGGUUCCUCGGGUGAGUUUUGCAGCAGCAAAAGUGUGAUUCAGGGGCCAACGAACGACCUCUACUUCCCAUCAAUCCCUAAGAUUUGCCAAGUGGGUUCACCGUCGGACAAGCUAGGGAGUUCUAUUAUUGAAGAAGAAGUGGAGAGUACUGGAGUGAGGUCGCAACAAGAAGUUGACGAUUCGUGCUUUUUUCAUCCAAACUCAAACAUGUUUGCUAAUCAAUUCACCGAUUCGCUCGACCCAUUCGGGAUCAAGUAUCCCCUGCAUUUGAACUGUGGAGACUUUGUAUAUCGCCAAUGAAAUCAAGCAAAAAAAAUUACCAGAAAAUGAAAUCAAGCAAAACCAGAAAGCAAGAAUUCAAAUUUCCUUUUGAGAGGAGGAAAUCAUUAUCAUCGAAGAACCCCUCGACCCAUUUCAGAUUACAGAGAAGAUUUCCAUGCAUUCGUCUUGUGAGAAAUGGAAGCAUUGGAACCUGACGGAGCAGAUGUAGAUAUUGGUAAUGGUUCCGUGGAGGAUCCAAAAAUUAAUUUGGGGUGAGAAUACUUCGUUGUAAAUAUAUGUAUUUUUUGUCGUCCUUGUUUUCACCCAAUUUGGGUAUUUGUUAUUAGUUUUUGGGACAUCGGAGAUGAACAAAUGAAUAUAGCAAGGAUUUUGAAUCAGAAUGGAAUCAGCACUGACCGAUCCUAUCGAUUCAGACCAAUUUAUUUUGAUUAAUGAGACUGUUUUUUAGCAA